AUGUACAUUUCAGAUGGAAACACAAACGACACAUUUAGCAUUAACGCAACAAGUGGGGAGGUAACUCUUAGUGGUUCCCUGCAGCCUGACGUCAUGUUAAUGUAUGACUUACUUCUCCAGGCAAACGACACUGUGCAGACAACCAACUUGAGCGUUACAGCAUACGUGAAAACUGCGCCUAGGUUUGUUUUCCCGGUGAAAAAUAUUACAAUUGCUGAAAAUACAGACACUUCUAGCGGUGUUAUAGUGUGGUCUAUAUCAUCAAACGACGCCGACGGUGAUUCCGGUGUACAGUAUGAGAUAUUGACUCAAAGUGGUAACAAUACGUUUGAGAUAAGUGACGACAAUCAAAACAUUACAACAGCAGCGUCAUUUGAUUUUGAAACAACACAAUUAUAUACAAUCACUCUGAGAGCUACGGACAACUCGACGUUUGCAUUGUCGUCAGACGGAACAUUGUUUGUUGAAAUAACAGACGUCAAUGACAAUGACCCUGUAUUCACAUCGCCAGCAUCUAUCGAUCUACCAGAAUUUCAAGAAAACGGAACUGUUGUUACUCAAAUAUCGAGCACAGAUGAAGAUACCGUUGGAACAACAACAUAUUCUAUCACAGACGGAAAUUGGGAUGGCUACUUUUCUUUGGAUUCAACUAGUGGGAAUCUUACCCUAGAGAAGCAGUUUAAUGCAGCCACCAUGAUAACACAUAACCUUACAAUUCAGGCUAACGACACUGUUAAUACAGUUACAACAAACCUUAUUGUCAAUGUCAUAACAGUUCCACGUAUAGAACCAUUUUUGAUAAACAUUACGGAAAACAGUGUGACAGGAGAGUUAGAGGUGUGGCCGUUGACAGUGUCUGACUAUGACAAUGACACUAACCACGUGUUUGCUGUUGUUGAACAAAGUGAUCCAGGAGUGUUUGAGAUAAACGCAACUGCUAAAGCUGUCGUUACAACUGCAUCACUUGAUUAUGAAUCCAAAGUCAAUUAUACAUUUGUCAUAAAUGUAACAGAUAACUCGUCUCUACAGCUGUCAUCUACAGCAACAUUUACCGUGUCUAUCAUCGACGUUAACGAUGUAUCCCCAAAUUUCACAUCCAGUACGGAGGCGGACAUUUUGGAGGAUGCGUCCAAAUCUACAUCAGUUUAUAAGGCAGAGACAUUUGAUCCAGAUACAAUUGGAACAACAACGUAUUCUAUAAUAGGUGGAAAUGAUGAUGGCAUCUUUGAAAUCGAUGAAAACAGUGGGAUCAUUACUUUGAAUAAAACAUUAAAUGCAUCAGUGACUUUAUCUCAUGUGCUUCAGAUACAGGCAUAUGAUACUGUGAAUAUGGCCACACACAACGUAACGUUUAAUGUAAGAACAGCUCCAAAAAUGGACAUUCCUGACAUGGUGACGGUGGAGGAGAAUGUUCCUAUAGGGACAGAUGUUUUGACUUUAAACUCGACAGAUCUUGAUGGAGACGCAAAUCCUGUAUAUGAAGUUGCUAGUCAAAGUUCGGCUGGGGUUUUCAAGAUUAACGCGGACAAUACAAAACUUGUAACCAAUUCUUCAAUAGAUUAUGAAACAGAUCAGAAUUUUACAGUGACCAUAAGGGUAACCGAAACCUCUGAUUUAAAUCUAACUUCAACGUCCGAGUUUAUGAUUUACGUUAGAGAUACCAACGAUAAAAGUCCAGUCUUUACGUCUGACAAUUCAACGGAAUUGGCUGAAAAUACACCAAUAAACGAAGAGUUUUAUACGGCGAUGGCUGUCGAUGAAGAUACAAUGGGGAAUAUUACCUACUCCAUAACUGAUGGAAACGAUGAUAAUAUAUUUGCAAUUGAUGCUGAAAGUGGUAACCUCACUCUGCAGUCAACACUCAACCCUACUACAGUAGAAGACCUGACACACAAUAUUGUCCUACAAGCUAGUGAUUCUAUAAACUUUGCUACUUUAAAUCUUACCAUAGCGGUUAAAACAGCACCUGUCAUACAUGUCCAAGACAUAUACAUACCCGAAGACACGGAUAUAUCUGGGAACUAUCUUGUAUGGCAAAUCAACUCUACUGAUCUUGAUGGUGAUGAAAAUCCAGUAUUUACAAUGAUAGAUAGUGCUGGAAAUACAUUUGUAAUCGAUGGUUCCAAUAUCACAACCGUGUCAGCAGUGGAGUUUGACUUUGAAACAACUAAGAACUACACGAUUAUUUUCAACGUCACAGAUAAAUCAGCAUUCAAGCUUUCAAGUACAGCAACGUUGACAAUUUAUAUCACUGACGCCAAUGACAAUAAUCCGACGUUUACAUCCAACACAUCUCUCGUGGUCUUUGAAACUGCAAACACAGGUGAGGCUCUCUAUGUUGCAACAGCAGAGGAUGUAGACACCGUUGGAAACAUAACGUAUUCAAUCAUAGAUGGUAACAGAAACAGCGACUUUGCCAUCGAUCCAACAAGUGGUGAACUUACUCUCCUGAACACACUCAAUCCGCAAAGUGUUUCUGAUCUAGUUUAUGAUCUCGUCAUUGAAGCAAAUGAUUCGCUAAAUGCUGUCACCCUAAACCUAACAGUUAAUAUAAAAACAGCACCAAAGCUGAGCAUUGCUGACCAAACCAUAGAUGAAAACACUAAUACAAGCGGAUCUUAUGAGCUGUGGAACAUUACAUGGUCUGAUUUAGAUGGUGACCAAAAUGCCACAAUAGAAAUAGUCUCUGAAAGUCAUCCGGGUACAUUCCAAGUUGUAGAUAAUUCUCUGUUAGUGACAAAUGGUUCCUUUGAUUAUGAAUCUGUGACUAACUUUACAGUCACUCUGAGAAUUACCGAUGUACAUGGCUUGACGUCAAACGAUACAUUAACCCUACGUGUCAAUGACCUAAAUGACAACACCCCGGAGUUCACGAGUAAUUCAACUGUGGUCAUAUCAGAAGAAACUCCAGCCGGAACACCAUUCUAUACCGCUGUCACAGUUGACUAUGAUACAGCCCCAACUGUAGAAUACUCUAUCAUAGAUGGAAACUCCGGAGGCUUCUUUAGUAUUGAUUCCAGCGUGGGAACUGUAACACUUCAAAAUGCCUUUGAUGAAAGCAGUGAUCUAGAAUUUGUUUUGACCAUUCAGGCGAAUGAUUCACUGAAUGUUGGACUUUUCAAUUUGACCAUCAAUGUUAUUACUGUGCCAGUUAUUUCUGCAUACCAAAUCAAUAUAACUGAAAACAAUGCGGUACCAGAUGUUGUGUGGAAUUUGACGUCAUCUGACAGGGACGGUGAUGUUGACCCAGUUUACGUCAUAUUAAAUCAAAGUGACGCAGGCGUGUUUUUUAUAAAUGACGCUUAUAUGGCAGUUAAAACGAACAAGUCUUUUGACUUCGAGGAUAAAACAAUUUUUACUUUUGAAAUAAAAGUAACGGAUACGUCAUCAUUGAAGUUGUCGUCAACGGCAACAUUUACGGUGUCCGUGGUGGAUGCAAAUGACCAAUUUCCAGAGUUUACUUCUAGUGAUCGUAUACAGUUAGAGGAGGAAACCAGUCCAGGUUCUGUUAUCUACGAAGCCAUGGCCGAGGAUAAUGACACUGUAGGAAGUGUAAGCUUCGACAUUAUAGGCGGAAAUGACAAUGGCCAGUUUUCCAUAGAUAGUAACAGCGGAAAUAUAACUCUUGUGUCGGCGUUUAACGCUACUGUAACAUUAACACAUCGCCUGACUUUACAAGCUAAUGAUACUCUAAAUACAGUGGAUUUCAACUUAACAAUAGCUUUAAGCACAGCUCCUGUUUUGGUCAUUCCUCACGAGGUAACUGUUGUUGAAAACGUAGCUAUAGGAUCAGAUGUGAUGGAUCUCAACUCUACAGACAUUGAUGGCGAUGUGAAUCCUAAUUAUGAAAUCCAAAACCAAAGUGAACCCAAUGCGUUCAAAUUGAACGAAAAUAAAACAAAGCUUGUUACAAAUUCGUCCAUAGAUUAUGAAACAUUGAAAAAUUAUACAAUAGCUUUAAAAGUGACUGAUACCUCCUUAUUUUCAAAGUCAUCCAGCGCUGAAUUCACCAUCAUUGUUGUCGAUGCUAAUGAUGAAAGUCCGGUAUUUACUUCUGCCAAUUCCACAGAUAUCACCCAAUUUACAGCACCUGGCACGGUGAUUUACAAUGCGACGUCUGAAGAUGUAGACACUAUUGGCACUACGUCCUAUUCAAUAACAGAAGGAAAUUCUGAUGGUGUAUUUGCUAUUGAUGCUAGUACCGGAAGCUUGACACUAGAGAAAACACUUAACCCAACUACAGUUGCUGAUGUCACAUACAAUCUAGUUAUACUAGCAAAUGAUUCCGUGAACACCGCAUUUCUAAAUCUAACAGUUAACGUCAAGACAGCCCCUGUUAUAAAUGUUGAGGAGAUUGAGAUACCAGAAAAUGUCAACACAACAAACGUGUAUAGUGUAUGGGCUAUAAACUCCACUGAUCUGGAUGGUGAUGAGAAUACAACAUUUGCAAUUAUGUCACAAAGCGAUCCGGGCACUUUUGAAAUAAAUGCUGAUAAUGAAAUUGUAACGAGCGCUAAGUUUGACUACGAAACUACGAAAAACUACACUGUUGUCUUAAACGCCACGGAUAUAUCUGGACUAUCAUCCACAGCAACGAUAACUAUAUUUGUAACCGACGUGAACGAUGUUAAACCUACAAUUACGUCAAACUCGUCAAUAUACAUCCUAGAAACUGCUAAUAUAGGAGACGAACACUAUACUGCAACUUCGGAUGAUAUUGACACUGUUGGAAGUGUAUCGUAUUAUAUAACAGAUGGAAACAGAAACAAUGCUUUUGCUAUAAAUGCAUCAAGUGGCGUGCUGACCCAGGCGAUAAAACUUACACCAACCACGGAGUCAGAUCUUGUGUAUAACCUUGAGAUAGCAGCCAAUGAUUCAGUAAAUGUGGCAUACCUUAACCUGACCGUAGAUGUUAAAACAAGACCAUAUCUAAAUAUAACCAAUGUGAACAUUACUGAAAAUACUGUCACAACUGGUGGAUAUAGUGUACAGACAUUGAACUGGAAUGAUUUAGAUGGUGACACUGAACAGACAUUUGCCAUUGUUGAUGAAAGCACCCCCGGCGUAUUCGAAAUUGAGAAUGGAACGCUAACAACAAAUGCAACGCUUGAUUUUGAAACAGAGACGAGUUAUACUGUGACAAUAAGCAUAACUGAUGUUCAUGGACUAACAUCAAAUGAUAACUUGACACUAUUUGUAGAAGAUGAAAAUGACGUGACUCCAGUGUUUACAAAUAACAUUACAACGAUCAAUCUAUGGGAGAAAGAAAAUACUGGAGAUGUAUUUACGUUAACGGCCACAGAUCCGGAUACUGUUGGGGACAUACAAUAUUCAAUAAUAGGUGGCAAUGAUGAAUCCAAGUUCAGCCUGGAUGCCAGUACAGGGAUAUUGUCAUUAUCGUCUAGUUUAGACUUUGCAACAACCGAGUCGUAUUUCAUCAGGAUGAUUGCUAAUGACUCUGUUAAUAAAGCUUCUUUUAACCUUAGUGUUAAUGUAAAAACAAGUCCAGUUAUAAAUUUUACCGGUGUUGAUGCAAAAAUUUCUGAAGAUCAAGAUACUUCGGGCUCCUAUGUUGUAUUAAACCUCACUUCAACAGACGCCGACAAUGACCCGAAUCCUGUGUAUGAUAUUCUCAACCAAGAGAGUGCUGUCUUUUUUAUUGACGGCGACCAACUUAAAACGAAUAUGACAUUUGACCGGGAGACUUCAGAUAGUUACAAUGUUACUAUACGAGUUACAGAUUCAGUUCUUGGAUUGACUUCAAACGACACUUUGACUGUUACAAUCACCGAUGUUAAUGACAACGCGCCUGUGAUAGUAUAUCCAACUACUACUCCCAUUGAAGUUCGCGAGGACACUGCCAAAAAUACACUUAUAUUCAUGACUGAAGCCAACGAUGUUGAUAAAAAAGGAGAAUUAACCUACCAGAUACAAGAUGGAAACACAAACAGUGACUUCAGUAUUGACGAAACGCUUGGAAAUGUCACACUCGCUAACGCACUGAAUGCAUCGCAGACGAUAGAUUACAAUCUAACUAUUGCAGUAAAUGACACUCUGUUCUCAACCAUUGUAACUGUACCAAUUACUGUUAAAACAGCACCAUUAAUGGAAUUCCCUGAUGAAAAUGUGACCAUUGCCGAGGACACGGACACGUCCGGCAACUACUCUCUGUUGACGCUGGCUUCUACCGACCUUGAUAAUGAUCCAAAUCCAAGAUAUGAGAUUUUAUCACAAAGCAUUGAAGGGACCUUCUUCAUCAGCGAAAAUAAUCAGCAGUUGUUGACAGCUGCCAAGUUUAACUAUACAGACGUUCAAGUGUAUGAAGUAACAAUACAAGUAACAGAUUCAUCACAGUUUAAUAUGUCCUCAACGGCAACACUAACUAUAUAUGUAACAGACGCUAAUAAUCUUCCGCCAGAGUUCACUUCAGGGAAUAAAAUAGAGGUACCUGAAACUCAACAAACUGGCAUUACUGUGUACCAGGCAGUGGCUGUUGACGCGGAUACAGUUGGACAGAUAUCUUAUUCAAUAACCGGUGGUAACACAAAUGAUGACUUUGCUAUCGACGCACAGAGUGGGAAUUUGACACUAGCAAAAUCACUUGCACCAUCAACUUCUAAAGUAUUGCAGUACUCGCUGACAAUUGAAGCCAAUGAUACUGUUAACGCAGCCACACUUACACUGACAGUUGAUGUUAAAACUAUUCCAGCAAUAGUUAUACCGGCCGAUCCAAUUACUAUUGAUGAAACAACUGAUACAUCUGACACGUAUGUUGUUCAUGAACUAAGCUUUACCGACCUUGAUAAUGACACAGACCCAACAUUUGAGAUUUUGUCACAGAGUGUCGACGGUACGUUUGUCAUCACGAACGGCACGAAGAUUACUACUACAGCAACGAUUGACUACGAAACAAGAAAGACGUAUGAAAUUGUUGUCAAAGUAACAGAUUCAUCAGAUUUUGAACUAUCGUCGACUUCUACGUUGACAGUUUCAGUAACAAACGCUGAUGAUGAAGCUCCUGUAUUCACGUCUGCUAAUGUGACAUACAUACCGGAAGAUCAAACUCCUAAAACGAUUGUCUACACUGCUGAGACAUAUGACAACGAUACAACUUCCGGUAUCACUUACACAAUAGAAGAUGGAAAUACAAACAAUGACUUCAGCAUUAACCCCGUCAGCGGUGCUAUAUUGCUAGAGAAUGCAUUACGACCUCGUGAUGUACUGGAAUACAACUUGAAGAUUCAAGCAAACGAUUCCAUCAACCAAGGGGAAUUAACUCUUAAAAUAAUUGUUGUAACAGUGCCAACAUUACUAUUCCCGGCCGAUCCCAUUGAAAUUAACGAAAACACCGACACCUCAGCAGGAACGUUAAUUUGGAUCGCGGCAUCCUCGGAUUUGGAUGGCGAUUCAGACCCGAGCUACAUGAUUGUCUCACAAAGUGUAAACGACACCUUUGAGUUCAACAAUGAUAAUACACGGCUGAUAACAAAAGCUGAUUUCGAUUAUGAAGACACGACAAGUUACGAAAUAACAAUAAGUGUCACAGAUACUUCUCCGCUUAAAUUAUCCUCCACAGCAACGCUAACCGUGUCGAUUGUCGAUCUUAAUGACGUUACACCUAAUAUUACAUCACCUGCAACUGUAAAGAUUCUAGAAAACACAGACAAUGGUACCAUGAUUUAUACUGUUAUCUCGGAUGAUCCUGAUACUGUCGGAACUGUAACAUACAAGAUAAUUGGUGGGAACACAAAUGAUGAUUUUAGUAUAGACCCUACUAGUGGUAAUAUUACGCUUGUAAACGCACUGAAUGUAACGUUGGUAGCAAACUAUAGUCUACAAAUACAAGCCAACGAUACUUUGAAUGUUGUAGACUUCACAUUGCUCGUGGAGCUUAAACCAGACAUCGACGAAUGUGCAUCUAAUCCUUGUAUAAACGAUGCUACAUGUGUUGAUGGAAUAGAUGAAUUUACGUGUGAUUGCAUGCCGGGAUAUACUGGCGAUACAUGUCAAACUGACAUAGACGAGUGUGAACCGGAACCAUGUAAAAAUAAUGCCACCUGUCAGGAGUUUAUUAAUGGCUAUAAUUGCACAUGCGUUGCUGGUUAUGAAGGAGGUGAUUGUGAAAUUGAUAUCGAUGAAUGUGCGUCCUCCCCAUGUCAAAAUGGUACAUGUAAUGAUCUCGUGAAUGGCUAUAAUUGUAGCUGUGUUGCUGGCUAUAGUGGUGAUAACUGUGAAACUGAUAUCAAUGAAUGUGCGUCUAAUCCAUGUGCGAAUGGUGGUACAUGUAACGAUGUUAUAAAUGGAUAUGAAUGUACUUGUGCUCCAGGCUACAAUGGGGACCAGUGUCAAAACGACAUUGAUGAGUGUGCCACGGUCACGUGUUCAAAUAAUGGUACAUGUAAUGACUAUAUAAAUGGUUACAACUGUACCUGUCCGCCGGGAUUUACAGGCAAAUUGUGUGGAACAGAUGUUGACGAAUGUGCAUCGAACCCCUGUCAGAAUCAUAUAACAUGUGUGAAUAAAGUAAACAGUUACCAAUGUAUGUGCAAACCUGGAUACACUGGAACCAACUGUGAAACAGAUAAAGACGAAUGUGCGUCAUCGCCGUGUGAAAAUGGCGGGAAUUGUACAGACGGUAUCAACAGAUUUACAUGUGACUGCGCGGCCGGGUACAGGGGACGAACAUGCAACGUUGAAUGUUCAAACACAACCUAUGGUCGUAACUGCAACCAGAACUGUGCAUGUAACUCAAAAGGCACUAUCUCGUGCGACAAAGUGAACGGCUCGUGUAUAUGUAAUAACGUUUACAAAGGUGACACGUGCAAUGACGACAUUGACGAGUGCAAUAACCCCUCUAUAUGUAAUAAAACAAACGAGGGAUGUGAUAAUAUUAUCGGAGGUUACGCAUGCUCUUGUAGAAGAGGCUAUGAAAGAAAUAACGACACUGGCGAUUGCGAUCCAGUUACAACAACAACUACAACCACACAGAUUCCAAGUACCCAGACGGUGACAAGAGUAAAAAUAAAAUUUGACGUCACAUUAGGUGCUAAUGUGGAUCUAGAGGUGCAAAUAACAUAUGCUAAAUACGAAAAAGAAGUUAAAGAUCAGCUGACCAUAAAGUAUAAAGUCAAGCUUGGUAACAGAGCAUUUACAAUUGUCAUCAGAUCACUUGUAAAGGGCAGUCUUGAUGUAGAAUAUGACGUCAUCACAGACAAAGUAGACGCUCCGAAAGUUGCCGAGGCCAAUAAUGAAAUAGCAACAGAUAAAGUUGGCAUCACCAUAUUUAAUGAAACUGCACUACCAGCUGAGAUGACAGUGAACGAGCAAUCAGUUCCGGUGAAUGUAACAAGUACAGAUGCUGUAAAAUGUCAGAUAUAUGAGGCUACAACAGGGAAAUGUACUGGAGAUUUUAUAUGUGACGUCAAAGAUGGAAGUCCAGGCUGUGUACGGAAGGAUGAUGACGAUAACCUAGAUUUAAUCCUUGGUCUAGGUAUAGGAAUACCAGCAUUCUUAGUUGCCGUGGCUGUAGUAGUUCUGUGUGUAGCCUACUAUCACAACAAAAAUAAACUUCUACACCGCAAAUACAGGGGUGACGACUAUGAUGAAAGAAGUAAUGAGAUGUACGACCGGAAGUUGCCUGUUCGAGCCAAUACUGGCCCUCCAACCUGGCCGUUCAUAGCGUCCCCGGAAUACGCAGAAUAUGGUCCUUACUCUGAUUAUUCUAGAGAUGGUGGACAACGUUAUUUACCAUCUGAAGAUUUCCAUGGACAAUAUGAUAACCAAGGUGCUCACGACCGUGAUAGUAACAAUUAUACCUGGGACUAUUUGUUCUCUCACCUUCGCCCUGGUGAACAGGUAAAUGAUGAUAUCUGCUUGUAAAUAUUAACCCUUAAUCUGCUGAAUAUCUUAAAUGGACUUGUCCAGCUUCCAUUUUGGAACCGUUCAUUGUCAAAUUAAGGGAUUUAAAAACGGAAAUUUGUAAAUUGUCAGCCAACAGUUUAGGGCGUCGUCAAAUUAAAUGGCAGUGCAGGCUCUCUGGCUCUAUGCUGAUUGGCAAAGGCUAGUCCAUUUCGGUUUCAGCA
This is a messenger RNA of Ruditapes philippinarum (Manila clam), 10082 nucleotides long. Its product is annotated as protocadherin Fat 4-like. The coding region runs from base 1 to 9879 and encodes 3292 amino acids. Gene Ontology annotation, biological process: homophilic cell-cell adhesion. Gene Ontology annotation, molecular function: protein binding; calcium ion binding. The record is from RefSeq and is a predicted model, not a curated record. NCBI's taxonomy places the organism in Eukaryota, Metazoa, Mollusca, Bivalvia, Venerida, Veneridae. Gene Ontology annotation, cellular component: plasma membrane. The transcript has 70 exons.